Messenger RNA from Juglans microcarpa x Juglans regia, 2171 nucleotides. RefSeq names its product protein RIK-like. The record is from RefSeq and is a predicted model, not a curated record. Gene Ontology annotation, cellular component: nucleus. Gene Ontology annotation, molecular function: RNA binding. Lineage: Eukaryota; Viridiplantae; Streptophyta; Magnoliopsida; Fagales; Juglandaceae.
CACUGUCCCACACCACAAAAGCGUUCCUCUCUCACAAUUUGCCACCACCCUCCGUCGGCUCGGCGUUAGCUCAUUCCCUUCCCAGUCCCAAUUCUCCGAUACAAAAAGACCCAAAAGUUCUAUUACCAGAACUAUCGUUUCCAUUUUUCUCAAUCAACAGCACCAAUCGACAAUCGAGAAAUGACGGAGGACAAUGGCGAUAAGCAUUCUUCGGAGGAAGCCUCGCAAACGAGGCCAAGAAAGAAGAGAAAGUGGGAUCAGCCUGCAGAGUCCUUGGUUUCAGCUGGUGUAGCAAUACCUGGGGUCCUGCCGCUGGGCAACAUAGGACCUCUCGAAGUUGCACUUCCUGGGGUGGCUCCAGUCUCCACUGCACUUUUGAAGAAUCCGCUUAUUACUAGCUGUGCGACCAUACCCCUGGUGCUUCAAGCAUCUUCAAUACAACAACAGACUGCAACCAUAGUUCCAAAGCCAAAGAUCCAAGAUGAGUUAAUAGCACGAGAAAUUGUCAUAAAUGACGCCGAGUCUUCUGUUCGCUACAAGCUCACUAAAAGCCAAACACAGGAGGAGAUACAAAAGUGCACGGGUGCUGUGGUUAUAACUAGGGGUAAGUACCAUCCACCAAAUGCGCCUCCUGAUGGGGAGAAACCUUUGUAUCUUCACAUAUCAGCCGGGGCUCAAUUAAAAGAUACCACUGAGCGCAUAAUAGCAGUUGAUUGUGCUGCUGCCAUGGUUGAAGAAAUUCUGAAACAAGGUCCAAAUUUACAGCCAGCUUCUUCCACUUUUCAUCUGACUAUAAGCAAUGGAGUGAAGGCACUCAGCACAUGUGUGUUUUUGGGCUUCGACCCGGAUCCAUCACCGAACAUCGCUGCGCGUAUACGUGGACCAAAUGACCAGUAUAUAAAUCACAUAAUGAAUGAAACAGGAGCAACUAUCUCACUAAGAGGACGUGGUUCAGGGGACCUUGAAAGCACACUUGGAGAAGAAGGGCAGCAACCACUGCAUUUAUUCUUAUCAAGCAAUAAUUCUAAAAGAGUUGAAGAUGCUAAGCGUUUGGCUGAAAAUUUGUUGGAUACAAUCAGUGUAGAGUCUGGUGCAUCUAGGGUUUCAUCAUGUAAGGUUUAUAGUGCUGUUCCACCCCCACAGCAGGUUUACAGUGCUGUUCCUCCUCCACAGCAGUUAUUGGCUGGAGUUCUGAGUUCAGGAAAUGAAGUAGCAUUAAAUGCAGAUUCUUCUGUUGGUUUGACGUCUGUAACUGUGGGCUCUACACCAGCUCCCCCAGUUUCCUCUCUUUUAACCCCUGGGCUCCCUCCUGUCUUUUCUCCAGGGACAGUAUCACAAUCUGGUGGAUAUUUACAUUGUGGGCAGUCUCGAGGAAAAGUAGUGGGCUAUUCCCACCAGAUAGUCUAUGCUGGAACAAGCUAUAGUGGAUAUGGUGGGAUAUAUCCUCAAGCCACCCCAUUGCAGCAAGUUGCUCUGGCACUUAGGCAGUCACCUUCUCCUGUUAAUUCUGGAUUGGAUUCUACAACACCAAUACCAAGCAAAGAACCAAAGUUGAGUGUAAGCUCUGAUCCUGACAAGGAGAAACAGCCUUCACAGAAGCGGAAGUUUCAGGAACUACCAGCUGGCUCAAAGUAUCCAGCAAAACCCCAUCAGGGUUCAGAAUAUUUAAAGCCCUCUGAGCCAUCAGCAAAUUUCGGUGUGAGAAAUGUAUCAACUAUGCCAGCCCCGAAGAAGUUGGUCCAGUCAUUAUCAAAUGGAAUGCUACCACCCCUGCCAAGAGACAUGCCUCCACCACCACCUCCACCGAAAUUUCCAGUGUCAACACAUGCUUUUAAAGGGGAUGUAAAGAACAAUAUUCUGAACAAAACAAAGUCUGACGCUGUAACUGCCGUUCCUGAUACUCUGGUCAAGUUGAUGGAAUAUGGAGAGGAGGAUGAUGACCUCGAGGAGAACUAUGAGGAAUUGCUUAGUGGCAACUCCUCUACACUUAGCAACUCUGGUUCGGUGGCAGCUCGAAAGCCAUUCUGGGCUUUAUAAAUUAUAGGUCAUAUAAAUUGAUUGAUUGUUGGCAAUGAUGACUCAGUUGGAGUUUCUGAAAGUUCAUGCUGAGUAUAGUGUAGCCUUUCCAGGGUGGUCAGGUGGUCUGAAACUAUUGGCACAAGUAUGUUAGA